Ordospora pajunii is the source of this 438-nucleotide messenger RNA. Its product is annotated as ribosomal protein S16. Gene Ontology annotation, biological process: translation; maturation of SSU-rRNA from tricistronic rRNA transcript (SSU-rRNA, 5.8S rRNA, LSU-rRNA). Gene Ontology annotation, molecular function: RNA binding; structural constituent of ribosome. NCBI's taxonomy places the organism in Eukaryota, Fungi, Microsporidia, Ordosporidae. Gene Ontology annotation, cellular component: cytosolic small ribosomal subunit; ribosome. The transcript has a single exon. The record is from RefSeq and is a predicted model, not a curated record. The coding region runs from base 1 to 438 and encodes 145 amino acids.
AUGAGUAGACUAGUAAAGACAAUUACUACUCAAGGUAUGAAGAAAAAGGCCGUUGCCACUUGUGUGUGCACACAGACCGGAGAGUUCUCAAUAAAGGUCAACAUGGUGCCAUUUGCAAUUCUCCCAAACUCCCUGAUGUCUGCAAAGCUCAAGGAAAUCAUCUGCAUUGUUGAGCAAGCAAACAUUAGGGACUUGUCGUUCGACAUAACAUGCAAGGAGGGCGGAAGUGUCUCUCGCGUAUAUGCAGUCAGGAUGGCAUUUGCAAAGGCUGUGCUUGCGUUCUACGGAACGUACUUCGAGGAGUGGAAGAGGCAGGAGAUCCAGAAGAGGCUGAUGGAGUUUGACAGGUUCAGCCUUGUCUGUGACUCAAGGAAGAGGGAGCCAAAGAAGUUUGGAGGGCCUGGCGCUCGUGCAAGAUAUCAGAAGUCAUAUCGUUGA